AUGUUAAACUACAACCACUCCUUCUCUUCUUCGGCUCCGAUUUGUAGCAACCACUACCAUCACUUCUGUACUCUGGCUUUGAUCUACAGAUCCCCCAUCGAGAAGGUCUUCUAUCCCGAUCCGCACUAUCUGCAACCCCAACCACCUAUGACUAGAGAAAAAUGGAGGAAAGGGCCGGACCUAAGGCGAGGUAGAAGAGGCCCACCGGCUUCUCUCUGCUCAAUUGUCCCAGAACAAAACAAAAUUAUAAAACUCCCAAAGAAACUUGGAGAAAAGGAGGAGGUCAAAACUGAAGAGAAGGGUGAAUUUCGAGGCUCGUGCUCAAGAAAUCAGAAAGCGAAUUCAAAGAAUGAAAGUUUAUUGUUUCGAGGUGAGCUAGUUCAUGAUCAAGUGGUGGCGGCACCAAUGGCUUGUGGGCAGGCACAAGCUGGAAUCAAAGAGGUGCACUUCUUGCCCUUUAACCCGGUUGAAAAGCGCAAUGCAUCACCUACAUUGACUCUAAUGGAGACUGGCAUAGAAGCAGCAAGGGCGCUCCAGAUCAAGAAAGAUAAUCAUAAAAUUAUCAUUGAUCUAUGCGAACUCAAAGGAGAUUCAAGGAAGAAGGCCCACGAUAUCAUCGAUAAUUUUGCCAACCGUGUCUUCAUUCUCUUGGUGUUGCACGACAGACUAUUCUCGAGAAAACUAAAGAAAGAGCUGGUGAACCUUGGGAGUUUGUUGUUCACAGGUGACCAGCUUGCCAUUGGCAAAGCGACUGGUCAUAGGCUUGGCAUGGGCACAAACAUGUAUCCAUCGUCUUCCCCUCUUGGCCAAAGCAAGGAUAAGUCAAUUGCUUCAAUUCCUGUUGAAGAGCUCAUUGAGAAGGCUGAUGGCUUCGUCGGUGUCUUCCCUGAGCAUAAAUACGAGACUGUGAAGAAACUGCAGGAAAGGAAGCACGUUAGUGGUAUGGCAGGAGAUGGUUUGAAUGAUGCACCAGCACUGAAGAAGGCAGAUAUUGGUAUUGCUGUGGCAGACGCAACUGAUGCCUCCAGAGGGGUGAAACCGUCUCCAGUGCCCGACUCGUGGAAACUCAAGGAAAUCUUUGCCACUGGCUUUGGCCUCGGGGCUGUCAUGACUGUUGUAUUCUUUUACCUUGCGUCUGAUGCUGAUUUCUUCUCUAAUUCCUUCAAAGUGAGAUCUAUUAGAGGCAAUGCAGAUGAACUUACAGCUGCUAUCUACCUCCAAGUGAGCAUUAUCAGUCGAGCACUCAUCUUUGUGACUAGGUCCCGACGCUGGUCAUUCGUGGAACACCCUGGUGUCUUGCUAUUCAGCGCUUUCCUAAUAGCCCAAUUGUUGGCUACAAUUAUUGCUGUAUAUCAAACUGGGGUUUCGCAACAAUUCAUGACAUUGGAUGGGGCUGGGCUGGAGUCACCUGGAUCUUCAGCAUUGUCACUUACUUCCCACUCGACACUCGCAAGUUCAUCAUCCGAUUCGCAUUGA
Molecule: messenger RNA, 1476 nt
Organism: Fraxinus pennsylvanica
Lineage: Eukaryota; Viridiplantae; Streptophyta; Magnoliopsida; Lamiales; Oleaceae
Source: the annotation of a GenBank genome assembly